Messenger RNA from Dichotomopilus funicola, 1812 nucleotides. Its product is annotated as regulator of chromosome condensation 1/beta-lactamase-inhibitor protein II. Bases 1 to 1812 code for a protein of 603 amino acids. Lineage: Eukaryota; Fungi; Ascomycota; Sordariomycetes; Sordariales; Chaetomiaceae. Gene Ontology annotation, cellular component: mitochondrial inner membrane. Gene Ontology annotation, biological process: mitochondrial respiratory chain complex III assembly. The transcript has a single exon. The record is from RefSeq and is a predicted model, not a curated record.
AUGGCUUCGCUUCUUCUUUCCCGGGCCACUGCCCUCCGAGGACGUCCCUUGCCACUUCGCUCCCUUGCGGCUUCUUCCUCGCAAUGGGCCCGAUACUCCACUACAUCCGGGCCGACACGACGCUCCGGCCCUCGCAUUUUCAGUCUUCUCGCUGUCACCGCUGCGGCCGGCGCGGGUGCUGUCUUCGCUUACCCGUACAUCGCUAACAGCCCCGGCCUGACUGGCCCACCGCAAAUCGAGAAGGCUGAUAUCGUUUACGAAAAGCCGCGGAAGAAGGCCGCAUCCAAGGAGGAAGGCCGCGCUAUUGUGAGCCCGCAGCACGUGCAGGUCAAGAACAGCUGGGAGCACCCUGGAGUGUACGCUUGGGGGUCCAACAUUGGCAAAGUUGUGGCCCCGGACUCGAACGAACCAGUCAUCAAAACGCCCCGGCGAAUUCCUUUCUUUGAUGGCCAGAUCCUCCGCGACUUGAAGCUUGACCGCGAUUUUGGUGUGGCUAUCACCGAGAAAGGAGAUCUCGUACAGUGGGGCAUAGCCUUCUCCAAGGAUUCUGUUGCGCCGACUGUUACCCUACAGGGCAAGAACCUGUCCAAGAUAGCCAUCUCACGAGACCGAAUCAUUGCUCUUUCGUCGAACGGGUCCGUCUAUUCACUGCCUGUUUCCCAAGCGGACCAGGUUGCGGUCGCACAAGCAACAUCGGGGACUCAAUCCAGCGAAACCUCAUCAUCAUCGUGGCUCCCAUUCUGGUCGUCAUCCUCUGGGUCCUGGAGCGGCUGUCGAUCCCUCACUCCGUCUAGCUUGGGGUGGGGCGAGAAAGUCAUCGAUGUCAAGAGCGGCCUUCAACAUUGUCUGCUGCUGACUUCCAAAGGCCGCGUAUUUUCUGCCGCUGCCAGCUCCGAGGCCUUCCCUUCUCAGGGUCAGCUUGGCGUGCCCGGCCUAACGUGGGAGACACGGCCAAAGGGGCCAUUUGACCAGCCCCACGAGGUGAUAGGUCUGAAGGGUUCCAGUAUCAGCGCCAUCGCUGCAGGCGCAUUACACUCACUGGUACUCGAUAACAAGGGGCGGGUCUUCUCGUUCGGAGAUAACGCCAACGGCCAGCUAGGGUUCGAGACGGCGAUCGGGGCCAUCGUCGACACGCCCUCGCCACUGCCCAUUGACAAGCUCUAUGCUGGCACGGGGUUUGCGCCCAAGGUCACUGCGAUUGCGGCCGGCGGGCAAAACAGCUAUUUCACCGUAGAUGCCACCAAGACACAAGGCCACGACUCCCGCGAGGUCGGUCGCACGGUUGCCGACACCUGGGCCUGCGGCGCUGGCAUCUACGGUAACCUCGGCUCCGGAAAGUGGACACACGUCUCCCCGACGCCGAACAAAAUCAAGGCGCUGUCCGGUCUGUACGAGUUUGACGAGGCCGCGGGCCGCGUCACCCCCAUCCGCGUAGCCGGGUUCGCCGUCGGGAGCACUCACGCCUGCGCUGUCCUCGCCAACUACACCCACCUCACAUCAUCAUCGCAAUCGUCAUCAUCCACUGAUACCAGCUUUGGCGCCGAUGCUCUCUGGUGGGGCGGUAACGAGCACUACCAGUUGGGCAACGGCAAACGGAGCAACGUCAACGCGCCUGUGUACAUCGGUCCACUAGACGCCAGGACACAUGUACAAGAUGGGCAUGUUGGAGCUAGCGUUGGCGGGGCAGACCGCCUCCAGCUCACGCCGCGGACGACAGUGCGGCUGGGCGAGCAUGGUAAAGGGAGGAAGGUCAGUGUUGAGCAGCGUGUCGAGUGCGGCCGCUUUGUGACGGCAGUGUACUCGGGCGCAUGA